Paramuricea clavata is the source of this 699-nucleotide messenger RNA. The record is from the annotation of a GenBank genome assembly. NCBI's taxonomy places the organism in Eukaryota, Metazoa, Cnidaria, Anthozoa, Malacalcyonacea, Plexauridae.
CUGCCUCCUUGCAAGUUUAAAGAAUUUCAACUACCCAAUGAGAGCUCUGUGCAACAAAUCAUCAAGUCUCUGUUUACGAAGACCUGUUCGUUAGAUCCUAUCCCUACUCAUGUACUUAAGAAUCAUUUAGAAUCCUUGACUCCUCUGCUUACAGAUAUAGUUAAAACCUCACUCUCGGAAGGAGUAUUUCCAAACACACUAAAGAUAUCUCAUCUUAGCCCACGUCUGAAGAAGCCAGGCCUUGAUAAAGAUCUAUUUCCAAACUUUAGACCGAUCGCCAACAUAGCUUUUCUUAGCAAAGUCUUAGAGAAAACAGUUGCGGUUCAAGCACAAGAUUUCCUGAAUUCAAAUAACCUUUAUCCUUCUUUCCAAUCAGCUUAUCGAAAAUUCCAUUCUACAGAGACAGCGUCACUGAAAGUAACUAAUGACAUCUUAAGAACCAUUGACAAUCACCAGGAUGUCAUUCUUGUAAUGCUUGAUCUAUCGUCAGCUUUCGAUACCUUAGAUCAUGAUAUAUUAUUGGCAAGACUUGAAUCAUAUUUUGGAUUUUCGGAUACAGUAAUAAAAUGGUUUAAAUCAUAUCUCACUGGACGUUCGCAAUCUGUUGUAAUUGGCGAUGUUGUGUCCACAUUAAGACAUCUUGAAUAUGGCGUGCCAUACACACCUUGCUCUAUUUACACUCUACAUAGCUCCACUUGA